Messenger RNA from Alosa alosa (allis shad), 3169 nucleotides. Its product is annotated as solute carrier organic anion transporter family member 1C1-like. The transcript is spliced from 14 exons. Gene Ontology annotation, cellular component: membrane. The coding region runs from base 290 to 2638 and encodes 782 amino acids. Gene Ontology annotation, biological process: sodium-independent organic anion transport; transmembrane transport. Gene Ontology annotation, molecular function: protein binding. The record is from RefSeq and is a predicted model, not a curated record. NCBI's taxonomy places the organism in Eukaryota, Metazoa, Chordata, Actinopteri, Clupeiformes, Clupeidae.
GGGCCACACAUCACAUGUGACUCUUGUCCAUGUUAGGGCGACAUACAGGUGGACAGGUGUGACCCUUUACUCAUUUUGGUGCUGUAGAAUCGAUCCACCUUAUCAACGCUGAACUGCAGAACCAACUUUACUCCCUUUAUUCUUUUUGGUACUGCAGUCGUUUAGAACCAAGUCUCCGCUCAACAGAACGGCUCUGACCUCUGGGGAUUACUUACGUUUCACUCUGGAGUCCUUCUUUUCUUCUGUCGACCUCUGACCUGACGAAGACCUCGAGCAUUUCUAGGGUGCGAUGACGGCCGAGGGGAGACCCGAGGGGUUCAAGGAGCCCCCCUCCAUCAGUGGCAGCGCCAGCAACGUCCGAGUCCAAGCCCCGACCAGGUGCUGCGCCCCCAGUCUAAAGAUGUUCAUAGGCGUGCUGGCACUGUGCUACUUCUCCAAGUCUCUCUCGGGCAGUUACACCAAGAGCACCAUCACGCAGAUCGAGCGCCGCUUCGAGAUUCCCAGCUCCACCGUCGGCAUCAUCGACGGCAGCUUUGAGAUGGGUAACCUGCUGGUGAUCACCAUGGUGAGCUACUUUGGAGCCAAGUUCCACAGGCCAAAGAUCAUCGGGACAGGAGCGCUACUGAUGGCAAUGGGCACCUUCCUCAUGGCCCUGCCACACUUCCUCAUGGGCAGAUAUGACUAUGAGACAGUAGCGCUGAGGACCUACGGUGCUGAUAACUCCACCUCCAGCUCCCCCUGCUCCACUACCCCCUCCCAGGGUACCAUAUCACAGCCAGCACUCGGGUGUCAGGUUGGUGAGGAGGAGGGUUCCCCCAUGUGGGUAAUGGUUCUGGUGGGUAAUAUCAUACGUGGUAUUGGCGAAGCCACCAUUGGCCCUCUAGGAGUGGCUUUCAUUGACGACCACGCCCGCCCAGAAAACUCUGCCUUCUACAUUGGAUGCUUGCACACCAUCGCGGUGAUUGGCCCUCUGUUCGGCUAUUCUCUGGGCUCUCUCUGUGCCAGAUUAUAUGUGGACAUCGGCUUUGUCAAUCUGGACAGCGUGACCAUCACGCCGCAGGACUCUCGCUGGGUGGGGGCAUGGUGGCUGGGCUACGUGGUGGCAGGAGGACUCACCUUCCUCACCGCCCUCCCCUUCUGGUUCCUGCCCCGUGCCCUGCCCGAGGACCCUCGGCCCCCCCACACCCAGGACCAGAACCAGGAUGAGGAGGACCAGGACCCCCCAGCGCUGGAGCCGCUCAACCCCCACCAGGAGGAAGAGACAAAGACAAUCAGUGAGGUCGCCAAGGACUUCCUGCCUUCUCUGAAGCGCCUGUUGACCAAUAAGAUCUACAUCUUCUACAUGAUCUCCAACAUUGUGAUGUUCAACGCCUUCGUCAUUGUCAUCACAUACACUCCCAAGUUCUUCGAGCAGCAGUAUGGACAGAGUGCCUCCAAGACCAACUUCCUUAUCGGCAUAUGCAGCAUGCCUGCGGUGUCCCUGGGCAUCUUCCUGAGUGGUGUGAUCAUGAAGAAGUUUAAGCUGGGGCUGCUGGGUGCGGCGCGCAUCGCCCUCCUGACCUCCAUCGGCGGCUUCCUGCUCACGCUGCCCUUCUUCGCUCUCAGCUGCAGGAACUUAGACGUGGCCGGCUUGACCACCCCCUACUCAGGGUCAAUAGUGGACGGUGGGCUGAUGUCAUCAGCAGUGGAUGGUGGGGUGGUGUCAUCAGCAGUGGACGGUGGGGUGGUGUCAUCAGCAGUGGCCGGCGGGGUGGUGUCGUCCUGCAACAGCGCCUGUGGGUGCCAGCAGAGCCAGUGGGACCCAGUGUGUGGGCAGGACGGGGUCACUUACGCCUCUCCGUGCCUGGCAGGAUGCAGCGGCACACUAGGAACAGGCAGGAACAUGACGUUCCACUACUGCAGCUGUGUCCAAAGUUCUGGCCUGAGUCUGGGGAACUCCUCUGCUGUUCUUGGGCAGUGUCCGCGGGAGAACGCCUGUUCCACCAUGUUCUCCAUCUACCUGGUCCUGCAGGGCGCCAGCUUCUUCGUCUACUGCCUUGGCAGCACGCCCAUGUUCAUCAUCACUCUCAGGAGUGUGGAACCAGAACUGAAGUCGCUGUCUGUGGGAGUAUUUAUGCUGAUGCUACGAGUCCUCGGGGGUAUCCCGGCACCCAUGUACUUCGGAGCGUUGAUUGACUCUACCUGUCUAAAGUGGGGGACCCGCAGGUGUGGAGGACGAGGGGCAUGUAGGUUCUAUGACAUCAACACCUUCAGGUCCCUGUUCCUGGGCAUGAUCACCGGUCUGCGUCUCCUCGGGUACGUCCUCUUCUGGGUGGCCAUCGUCCAGAUCAAAAGGACCUUAGUGAAAGCACGCCGCGCCCAGGACAUUGAGCUGCAGAAGGCCCAAGGGAGCCAAGCUGAGGGUCAGGCAGCCAAUGAGACAGAGAGGAGCAGCAUCAGUGAGAGGCGACCAACCAAUGGGAGUGAGAAGAUGAGCGUGAUUGAGAGGCGACCAACCAAUGGGAGUGAGGAGAUGAGCAUCGAUGAUAGGCACACAGCCAGUUGGAAUGACAAGAUGGAUAUCGAUGAAAGUAAUGCAGCCAAUGGGUGUAAGAAGAUGAACAACAGUGAUAAAAAUCUAAGUCAAAUCUCAGACUGAUAACGGAGUCGUUAAUAAUUUAGUAUCUCAGGAAGUGUGUUGGAAUCCCUUUCAGUGGCAGUUGGCUCAACCUCUGUUGUUUUUAAAUAUGCUAUAUAAAUAAAUGACUUGACUUGACUUUCAGUGACUGAAAUCUCACAAAGUUCUAUUAAUGACAGCUUUGACUAAAAACAUUCAGUUCUUUAUGUCAAUGGAAAUCAAAUGUUAUACUGGGUAAUCCAAUCUUAGUCUGUUCACUAUGUCUCAGCCUUAAUGUAUGUCAUAAUGUAAUUUUCAAGUCAUGUGUAUGGAUCACAAUUCCCAGGAGAAAGACAGAGCAGUGUUGUCUUUUUCUGGACCAUAUAUUCCAAUAGAUGGCAGCACUUAGCCUGGAAAUGAAGCCACCUUCUACAAUGUAGGCAAUUGUAGGAGCUUUGUCACUUCUCAUCAAAACAGCAUUUUUAGAGCCCUUGCAGUAUGAGUGUACUGGGUAUAUAUGAUAUACAUGUUCUAUAAAACAAAUAAAAUUAUAAAUAUCCCUUUUGCAUUAUA